Messenger RNA from Exophiala bonariae, 972 nucleotides. RefSeq lists its product as uncharacterized. Gene Ontology annotation, cellular component: peroxisome; cytoplasm; mitochondrion. Gene Ontology annotation, biological process: hydrogen peroxide catabolic process; response to hydrogen peroxide. Gene Ontology annotation, molecular function: catalase activity; heme binding. The coding region runs from base 1 to 972 and encodes 323 amino acids. The record is from RefSeq and is a predicted model, not a curated record. NCBI's taxonomy places the organism in Eukaryota, Fungi, Ascomycota, Eurotiomycetes, Chaetothyriales, Herpotrichiellaceae. The transcript has 2 exons.
AUGCCUCUUUCCACCGAUCCCAAGAUCAAUGAGACUUCCGAGGCUCUGAAGGAAACCUUGAAAGGCGCCUUCCAUACACCUCCGGGAUACAGACCAGCACACGCAAGGGGCAUUUUGCUGAAUGGAACAUUCAAACCAACACCAGAAGCAGCAUCUCUAUCUUCAGCUCCUCAUUUAAACGCUCCGUCCACACCAGUCAUUGGGCGUUUCUCCAACUCCACUGGUAUUCCCACAAUACCUGACAACGAUGCCAAUGCCAAUCCAAAGGGCUUCGCUGUCCGAUUUACCCUCCCUGAGAAGGACGGCCGGAGACAACAUACCGACAUUAUCGCACACUCGACACCAUUCUUCCCAGUAAAUUCCGGCGCCGGCUUCCUCGCACUACUGGGUGCGAUCGGCGCGUCUUCCGCCCCAGAUGCGCCCAAAAAUCCAUCUCCCAUCGAAGCAUUCCUCGGCAAAACACCCUCCGCUCUCGCCUUCGUGACAGCGCCAAAACCAUUCCCUACUAGUUUCGGCACGGAGAAAUACUUCGGCGUCAACGCGUUCAAACUCAUUUCCUCGGAAGGCAAGGAGACGUUAGUUCGUUACCGCAUCACGCCCGACGCCGGUGAAUCAUACAUCACCGAUGAGGAAGCCAAGGCCAAGGAUGCAGCAUAUCUGCACAACGAGAUUCAGACACGCAUCAUCGACGGCGGUGUAAGCUUCAGCUGGUGGGUGCAGAUUGCUGAGGAGGGCGAUAUUACCAAUGACGCGACUGAGCGUUGGCCCGAGGAGCGAAAAUUGGUGAAGUUGGGGACAAUCACUUUGGAGAAGGUUUCAGAUGAUAACGAUGAGGAGCAGCGCAAGCUAAUCUUCGAUCCUAUUCCCAGGGUCGCAGGCUUUGAUGUCAGUGAUGAUCCGCUUUUGGAUCAGAGAGCUGAUCUCUACUUGGCGAGUGGAAAGGAAAGGAGGGCAGCUGGACCCCAUCAUUGA